This is a messenger RNA of Spodoptera frugiperda (fall armyworm), 9896 nucleotides long. It is a transcript of the gene Myo81F, whose product is annotated as myosin-I heavy chain. Gene Ontology annotation, molecular function: ATP binding; cytoskeletal motor activity; protein binding. NCBI's taxonomy places the organism in Eukaryota, Metazoa, Arthropoda, Insecta, Lepidoptera, Noctuidae. The transcript is spliced from 39 exons. The coding region runs from base 349 to 7092 and encodes 2247 amino acids. Gene Ontology annotation, cellular component: cytoskeleton; myosin complex. The record is from RefSeq and is a predicted model, not a curated record.
AUUUCAUUCAGUCUCACAGUGCAACCGGACGGGAGUGGUGUUGUGUUAUGUGAUUCUGAAUUUUAUGAAAUUGAAAAACUGUUAUGAACUGGAAAGAAUUUUAAUUUUUGUAGUGCUUAAACUUUAAAAUUUUAAUUUUAUAGUUAUAACAAAAUAUUGACAGAGGACCGUAAAUCUUAAUUUUGUAUUGUUUUUUGAUAAUUAAUUUGAUUUUUAUUUAUGGUUUGUGUACAUACACAUGUGAUCAAUAAAAUAAUCACGACAUUUCUUCGAUAAAUGUGAUCGUGAACGAUGAGACGGCCGUAACAGAGUUAAUUCAUCGCGACACGUAUCAACCGAACAGGCAAAAUGGAGGAGCGGGAGAACGCGGAGGACCAUGGGGUCCCCGACAUGACCAUGAUGCCGGAGAUCACGGAGCAAGCCAUCAACGACAACCUCAAGAAGCGAUACAUACACGACCUCGUUUACACAUACACAGGAUCCAUUCUAGUCGCAGUGAAUCCCUACAAGGAAUUAGGAUGUUAUACAACGGAUCACAUGCAGAAUUACAGAGGCAAAGCCUUCGGCACACUUCCGCCACAUGUUUUUGCACUAGCUGAGUCAGCGUACAGCUCAUUACAGAAUGGUGAAAAGAACCAAUCCGUAGUCAUAUCUGGUGAGAGCGGAGCCGGGAAAACAGAGACCACGAAACUGAUCCUUCAGUACCUCUGUGCAGCCGGGGGACAGGCCUCGUGGGCUGAGCAGCAGAUACUAGAGGCCAACACCGUACUAGAAGCAUUCGGAAACGCAAAAACUGUGCGAAACGACAAUUCGUCCCGUUUCGGUAAAUUCGUGGAGGUGCGGUUGGACCACCGCGGGGGGAUCAAGGGCGCUGUGCUCAGAGACUUCUUGCUCGAACGGGCCAGGAUCACUGGACCUUCGCCCAGGGAAACCAACUACCAUGUCUUCUAUCAACUCGUUGAGGGAGCUAAGCACAAUGCAGAGCUCCGUAACAUCCUUCGACUGCGCGAGGAUGUCCAGUUCAAAUACCUAAGGCCUGAGGAUGGCGAGGCCCACAAAGGUCGAGGUGGAGAACAAGGCAAGCUGGAAGCCCUGCAGCUGGCACUGACCGUGUUACAAGUACCGCCGCACAUGUGUGAGGGACUGUUCAAGGUGUUGGCUGCUAUACUGUGGCUCGGGAAUAUACAGUUCCAGGACAUAGACGGUGAACGUUCAACCCUAGCGGGAGAAGACACGGAGGCGGUGGAUGCGGUCGCCAACCUGCUCGGCUUGCCCCUGCCCACUGCCAAGCGAGUGCUGUUGGAACGGCAGAUCAACGUGCGAGGCAAUGUCACUGAUAUACCGCUGCGGUUGCCAGAGGCUCGUGAGAACCGUCACGCGAUGGCUCGCGCGCUAUACUCGCGUACGUUCGCGUGGCUCGUGCGUCACGUGAACAGUUGCUCGGCGCCGGGCCGCGCCGCGCGCUCGCUCGGCGUACUCGACAUAUUCGGCUUCGAGAACUUCGCCACCAACUCGCUGGAACAACUCUGCAUCAACUACGCCAAUGAGAAACUACACAUGUUCUUCAAUAACUACGUGUUCGCUCUAGAACAGGAUAUUUAUCGCCAAGAGGGCAUAGUGUACAACCAGAUCCAGUUCACGGACAACGCGGCGUGUCUCGAGCUGCUGGAGAAACCUCCUCGCAGCUUGCUGAAGUUGCUUAGUGAGCAGUGUCAUAUGCCUAAGGGUUCAGACGGCGCUUACCUCACAAACAUACAAGGCGAGUUUGGCGAGCACCAGUCCUUCGUGAAAGGGUCUCGGAGGAAAUGGGAGGAGGAGUUCGGAGUGCAGCACUACGCCGGCACCGUCAGCUACAGCGUCCAGGGCUUCGUGGAUAAGAACCGGGACACGCAGCAGGAUGCUUUCAUUGACCACCUCAGCCGGUCUGCUAAUCCGUUCGUGAGGGAGUUGGCUGAUUAUGUGCAAGAUUUGGCACCUCCCGGACAUGAUACCUCGCUAUCGAGUCCAAACUCGACGGGCACGACACAGCGCGGCACGUCCAAAGGCCGGCCCACGGUAGUGGACACGUUCAGGGCGCAACUACAGUCGCUCGUCGAUAUGUUGCAAGCUACUGAUGUGUGGUACGUCCGCUGCAUAAAACCGAACGAGAACAAGGAAGCUGGGAAGUACUCGGAACAGCUAGUGCUGGAACAGCUGAAGUACCUCGGUAUGAACGAGAUAGUCCGCAUCCGACGCGACGGGUACCCCAUACACCUGCCCACGCCGCACUUCCAGGCGAGGUACAGGUGUCUACUGCCGCAUCCAAGGCCUAAGAACCCGGAGAUACAAGCGAUCACAGCAAUAGUGAAUGCACCAAAGGACGACUGGCAAAUCGGUCACACGAAGAUUUUCAUGAGAAGUUCCGUACACGCUCCAUUGGAGGCCAAGAGGUCAGCUUUGUUGCAGUCCUCAGCUCUGAGGAUACAGAAGUGGUACAAGGGCUCGAUAGCCCGCCGUCAGUACCUAACAUGGCGGCGCGCGGCCGUGGUCCUGCAGUCCGCGCUCCGCGGCUGGAAGGAGCGCGCCGCCUUCCUGCGCCUGCGCCGCGCCGCGCUCACUCUGCAGCGACAUCUGCGCGGAGCGUUCGCACGGGAGGUCGCCGCCGCACUCCGGGAGAUGAAGAGGGUCAACCAGGAGAUCAAGCUCAGGGAAGAGAGGAACAGCCUACAAGAAAAAGCGAACCAAGAGCGAGCAGAGCUGGAGAACAUGGCUGACCAGCUCCGAGGCCUGUCCUGUCCGACCAGUACACGCGCGGAGUCCGUGAACCUGGACAAUCUGUUCGACUUCCUGGCAGACGUGCCCACACAACGAGGGGCGCCGGACGGACAGCCUGACACACACCAACCUACUAUAGCGGAGAUUGGAGACUCCAUGGAGAGGCUCGCUGAUGAUCUGCAUCAAGAGUUGGAACACGUGCUAGCAGCAGAAAUGAACGAACUGAGCAAGUGUCACACGGAAGCUCAGCGCAAGCCAGACGGGGCGCCGUCAGACGCGAUCCCCCCGCCGCCUCCGUCGACGCUGGCCAUACAACCCAUCGUACCACCCGCGCCACCGCCGCCGGCGUCCAUGACGUCAUCGUACAACGGAGUAAUGAGUGCGUCACUAACGAACGGUAUGACUCCGCCGAACGGGGAUGUGAUGACGUCAUCUCUGACGCUGCCGCCGCCGCCCGCAGUGGAGCCCCUGUCGGAACAGUCCCCGGUGUUCCCGCCGCCGCCUGCCACGUGUACUCUGCCUGAACCUGCUGGACCACCGCCACCACCACCACCCACUACCAAAGAUACAACACCGCCGGAGUUAACCAACGGCAUCAUUCCCAACGGCAAGCUGUCGUUGGUGAAGGGCAAGGAGCCGAUAUACGAGGCAGUGAUACCGCGGCCAGCGCCCGAACAGGGCAACGAUCCGUCACCGCCGCCUCCACCUCAACCCACUCCUCCUGAGACCAAUGGGUUUGUCCGCAAAGAGGUGCAAGUGGAGAUGGAGCAGUGUAACGCGCCCCUCCCUCCCCUGCCUCCUGUAGACAACGCCCCCACCUCACCCCCUCCCGUGCCCAUGGACACCUGCAUUAGUCCACCGCCCAUGAUGAAUGGAGACUCUACGAGCAUCGACCGUAACGCCCGCCGCAAGGAGCGAGUAGAGCGGCGCCUGCACCAGAUCGAGGCGCAGGCCACCACCCACCCGCCCACCACGCCACCCGCUGACGUCACCAACGAUCUCUCAGAGUUCGCCAAACUCUACUUCAAUGAUCAUCCGCGAUCGCCUGAAGGCACAAUAAUGGCGACGCUGACCCGCAAGAGCAAGUCGAUGGAGUUGCUGACCAAGGAGGAAAUGAUCACGUACCACAAGGGGAACAACAUUCCUACCUCGCACAUACAGCUGCACGACCCGGACAGUGUCACCGCGGCCGUCAAUAUAUUCAGAGAUUUAUGUCGCUACAUGCGCGGCGAGUUGACGGCGGAGAAGGAGACACAAGUGAUACAGUCCAUCAUUGGAAAGGGCAUAGAACGCGAGGAGCUGAGGGAUGAAAUCCUCGUGCAGUGUGUCAGACAGAUAACGGAAUGCCCAGUAGAAGAGUGGGCGGAGCGUGUAUGGCUGAUAUUGUGCCUGUGCGCGGUGGCGUGGCAACCCAGUCGCGGGUUGCAGCGCUACUACAGUGCCUGGCUGCGGUCCCGGGCCAGGCUGCUCGGCCCCGCGCCCGCGUCCCCCGCGUCCCCGGCGUCGCCCGCGUCUCCCGCCGCCCGCGAAGCACACUGUGCCCAAUGGUGCCUGGACAACUGCCGCGGUGCUGCGCCCAGGCAGCUGCCGCCCAGUACUGUUGAGAUUGCUGCGAUGCGUCGUCUCGGCACGAUAGUUUGCCGCUUCUUCUUCCUGGACGGUCGCACGAAGGCGAUAGACGUGCACCCGGCGGACACGGCGGCGGCGGCGGCGGCGCGGCUGGCCGACAAGCUGGGGCUGGGGGCGCAGGCCCGCGCCGGCUGGGCCGUGUACCAGCAGCGCGCCGGCACCGAGGAACAUGUGCGCGCCACGCACUACCUCUAUGAUGUCAUCGCUGCUUGGGAGAUGCAACAAGGUCCGGGCGGCGGUUCAGCCGACAACCGCUUCGUGUUCAAGCGGCGCCUGUUCCGCGGCGGCCGCGAACUGCCGCACGACCCCGUCGAGGUCGCGCUGCUGUAUGCACAGGCCGUGCACAGUGUCGUCAAGAUGGACGAGUUCCCAGUGUCGGAGAAGGUGGCGCUGCAGCUGGCGGGGCUGCAGGCGCAGGUGUCGCUGGGGGAGCCGCCCCCCUCACCCCCUCCCCCCCACACGCGCGCCUACUACGCGCAGCCUGAACAGUUCCUGCCGCAACGCAUCGCUAGAGCUAGGCCGGCGCAACAAUGGGCGACGAUACUUGCCCAAGCGCACCGUCAGUACGGCGCGGGCCGCGCGGAGCUGACUGCCAAGGCGCUGUACCUGUCGUGUGUCAUGCAGUAUCCGCUGUACGGAGUCACGCUGUUCCCCGUCACCUACAAGGGAUACUGGGCUCAUGGCCCCAACGUACUCCUGGGCGUGGGAUCAGAAGGCGUAGUCCUCGUCCGGCCGACAGACAAGGUGGUGCUGGCGGAGUACCCGUACAGCAACAUCGCGGCGCUGCUCAUGGACCCCGUGGACAACGGGCUCACCAUCAGCCUCACGCACCACGGCCAGCACGACGGACACCGGUAUGUUGUACUAGGGCACGAAGACUUGAACACUGGAGGCCAGGACGGACAACGGUGCAUAGUUCUGGAGUCGGCCCAGAAGAACGAGGCGGCGUGGUUGAUGGCGGCGUACAGCCCGGUACUGGCCAACGGGCUGGCGGACGAGCCCCCGCGGCGCGCGGCGCCCGCGUCGGAGCGCUCGCGCCUGGCCGCCGCACUCAAGAGCGCGCGCCGGGCACUCGUCGACUCCGGCAUGCUCAGGAGGCCUACUGAGGCAUCCGCUGGGAACUUCCUGAGGAAUACGCUGAGGAGGUUGAGCAAGCACCGUCUGGAGAAGAUGCGGCUGGACAUCGCGGCGGAGGGCCAGGGCGAGAGCUACAAGAACUUCCCGGCCGGCUACUGGUGCUGGGCGCGCUCGCUGCCGCACUCGCUCACCAAGCUCAACGAGGCCGAGGAGGUCGCCGCCAUGCAGAUAUUUAAGGACAUAAUGAGCCACGCGGGCCUGACAGCCUCGCACGAGGGCAGCAGCACGAACCUGGCCAACAACAACAGCGUGGCGCAGGACUCGGACAGCGACGACCGCGUCGCGCUCGCGCAGGCGCUGCUGCAGCGCUGUCUGCAGAAGGACACGCUGCUGUGCGAGCUCUACAUGCAGCUCAUUAAACAGACGACGGAGCACCCGGAGCCGUGUUCCCGCGUGUCUGCGCGGCACUGGGCGCUGCUGUGCGCGGCGGUGGGCGCGGCGCUGCCGCCCGCCAAGCCGCUGCGGCGCCUGCUACUGGCGCAUCUGCGCUACCGCGGCACCGCGCUGCACCACGGGGAGGAGGGCAAGUUCGCGCGCAGGGCCGAACAGGUGGCUCUAAGCAUAGCCCAAGUCCCCCGUCGCCUAGCAGCGCCGUCGAAGGAGGAAGUGCUGUGCGCGGCGGCGCGGCGGCCCAUGCACGUGCGCGUGUUGUUGCUGGACGGCAAGCAGCACGGACUCGUGUUCGGGCCCGCCGCCACCGCCGACCAUCUCGUCACCAUGCUCCGGGAGAAGAUCGGACUCACUGAUGCUGCUACAGGCUACGCCCUGUACGAGGUGUGCGCUAACUCGACCCCGGCGGGUGCGGGCGAGCGCGCGCUGGCCGGCAGUGAGCGCGUCGGGGACGUACUCGCGCGCUGGGAGAAAGCGGGCGCCACUGCCGCCGCCUGCAGACUGGUGUUCAAGAAGCGCCUGUUCCUGGGCGAGCGGCCGCUGCAGACGUCGUGCGCGGCCGAGAUGGAGCUGCUGUACUACCAGGUGCUGCACUCCGUGCGACACGACCGACUGCCCAUCGAGACCGACGAGGCUGUGAUGCUGGCGGCGCUGCACGCGCAGGUGGUGAAGGGCGAGUGCGCGGGCGGCGGCGAGGAGUGCGCGCUGGCGGCGGGCUGCGUGCUGCCGGCGCGCCUGGCGCAGCCCGCGCUGCCCGCGCCCGCCGUGCGCCUGCACCACCUGGCGCUGCGCGGCACGCCGCCCCAUCUCGCCAUGCAGCGCGCGCUCACGCUCGCCUCCUCCUGGCCGCUCACACGCGCCACCAUCUUCGACGUCAUGCAAUCGUUCACAUCGAACUGGCCGCGCGCCCUGUGGCUGGCGGUGGACGCGCGCGGCCUGACUCUGUUGCGGCGCGGCUCCCGCGCGGCGCUAGUGUCGCACGACCACGACCAACUGCUGGCCGUGUCGCCGGCGCCGCGGGCGUUGCUGCUCGUCACCCGGGCUGACCGGAAACAUGCUAAACUUGUGCUCUCUACUGAUCAGGCGUACCAGAUCGCGACCCUGAUAAAGGACUACAUCGAGGCGGUGCGCGGGCCGGUGUCCCCGGCGGUGGCGGCGGCGGGCGAGGGCGCGGCGUCGUGACACGGGGCGGCCUAGUGCCAGUGCUUCCACGUCCGGCGCUGAGCGCGCUCAGCAGGCUGCACGCAGGACAUGUUCGACACGCGACCGCGCACUACACGACCACGUGAUUUCAAAUAAUGCAUCGAUUUUAACAAAUACAAACUUCUCUCGAAUUUAAAAACAUAACUCGGUCGAUUCAGCGAUGAAGUAAUUUGACGAACAAAUAUAAAUUCGAGACGUUUGAAAUUAACUUUAUAUUUCGAGUCUUCCACUCAGUUUUUUGAGUUCAACUAAAUAAAUCACUUGAUCGUUGUAGUUUGAAAUUGACAAUUGUACUCCAAGGAUACUAAAAAUAGUAGUGUAAUAGUGUCUUUGGAGUUGAUGCGCUCGCGGCUCGAACAAGGUAGGGAAUGCCAAUACAGGAGAAGUGAAUGUUGACGGUGACAGUAAAUGGAUCUGAAUGCGGAAGGCAUUAGCUCAAGCGUCCCAGCGCGGUGCGUACCCACGCGGGCACUCACCGCGCGCCGUUAUAACUCUUUAUUUAAAUAAUUACAAUUAGUUAAAUGUCAUUAUGAACGAAUAAACAUUUACUUCACAGCAACAGGUCUGAUAACAAAGUGGUGUUCGGUUUUGAGUGACAGAAUGGACGAUUUAAGUUGCCAGCAAGACGGGGAAGCAAAAAUAAAAUAAUCCACAUACCUUCAUAGUUGAUAAAUUAAACAAUUUUAAUCCACUAUCUUAUAAUAGUUGUUAUAUUCCAAUCUAUUAAAUUCCUCAAAAAUAUAUGCCAGUAUUAUUACUGUUAUAAUGUUAGAUAAAUGUUGCAGUUAGACUUAUUGACCGUUGAUGUUAAGAUUUGUCUGGUAGAUAGUAAUCAAUCUUACUCCCCUUUAGUCUUUGGUAAUAUUAGAUCCUAUUGUAUUGACAUUUUAGAACUAUAUGUGUUAGAUGUGAGCUCUGAACUAGCGAGAUGUCGAUACGAGCGGCUAAGCCAACCCACUGUAAAUCGUUGUAGCAUAAUGAUAUUCUAAUAUAUGACUAUAUCUGUUGUAGUAAAUACGUGAUAGUGACUAUGUGGAGGGUACAGGCAACUGUGAAGUGAGAGUUGGUGUGUUGUGUAUGUCACCAUUAGACAUAUUGAUGUAUAUUGUGACGUGGCGUGGUUAGUUUGACAAAUAUUCUUACUUCAGUCGCCUGUACGCUCACUGAUAUCUCUGCUAACAUUUCAGAUUCCUACUGUGUAUCCUAUUUUAGUGUAUUUACUCCAGUAUCUUCCCAGUAGAUCACAAUAAAAAUAAGCCUAUUAGCAAAUACACUUUAAACUCUUGUUUUGUGCCUUGUAUAAAUGCUGACAUAACGAUGCUGACUGUCCUCUACACCUCUAUAAAUUGUAUUUAUCAAUUAAAAUAAACGAGUUGUCUUUGACAGUCAGCGUGCAUUAUGUAGCGUAUUGAAUUCAGUGAGCGAUUUGUGCAAAUUUAUUGUGACUGCAAAAUAAUUACUGAUUGUUUCAAAGUAUAACUUCUAUCAUGCAUAUUACACUAUAUUGCACAAUGUUAUGUCUCAAUAUUUUAUUGUAAUUAAAAUAUAUUUGGUAUAUACUAGAGCUAAUUGGAAUGUAAGAAAUUUACUUCGUUAGUAGCACUUAAGAUGUUUAGUCGCUGCGUGUUCUGUGACUUUAGUCGUUAUUUGACGCUACAUUAGCUUGCGCAUUUUAGUAUAGAAUCAGAUUAUUCUGAUCAAGUACAUUGCAAAUAUGUAUCAGCCAAAGUAAACAUUUAGGCAAGUGACAGCUUCAUAUCCAUACUUAGACAAGCAGUAGAGGAACUAGCAGAAUUAAACUAAAGAAUCAGAAACGCAGCGAAAUAAUUUAAUCGAGAUUCGAUAUCCCUUUGUUAUAAAUGGACGUAUUUACACAUAAUAUCGUUAUGUCUAUGUCUCGUUCUUGUAUUACAUAGAGGACACGCGAUAUUUUGAACUUCUUUGGUGCUUACCUCCAGAGUUGCUCAGCUUGUCUCUGAUCUCAUAUUGAGUAUUAUUUAUUUAGAUGCCAUAUUUUGUUUACGAGCAAUAUUAAUUUGAUUAGGUUCUAUUUAUUUUUAAUUAUAUAUUUUGAUAACUUGUAUAUAAAUUGGUGAACCAAAGACUUUGAAUCGUCCCUUUGGAUAUUUUAUCUUUUAUGGAUUCCAAUUACGACAUUUGUAAAUAGUUAUAGACAUAGCAUACUUAUUGACGUGAAAUUCUCAUAAUAUCAUAGAGGCUGAAAUUAUAUUAAAUUAUAUUGGAACAUUUGGCAUUCGAUAUGUUUUGGCUUUCGGCUUGUUUGUAAGUCAAUUAUUUAAUAUUAUUAUAUACUAACACUUGAUGUAUUUAGAACGCAAAUUCACGCUCGUGAUUAUCACAGGACUAGUUGCUUUGCGGACAUUUUCGAAGAAUGAAACAGUAUCAAAUGGAUAUUGGAGUACUUUCCUGAACGUAUUCAAAUAUUUAUUGGUACGACUGUACUUGUCGGUAGCAAUAGCAAGAUAUCAGUUCCGUGGUAAUUACAAGUGUCUACUAACAUUGAGCACUAAUCUAUAGACAAUAUUUCAAAAUUGAUUGUUUCUCAUAGCAGUAAGUUUAUAGUAAAGUAAUAUAGGAUAAUGGAAGUCAGUGAAACAUCGACAAGGACACGGCCACGUGUCUCCUCAUGUACCACCACUCAUACUGCCCAAAUAGACUGAUGGUGUCCAAAUAUUUUAUCAUUUUUGAUGGAUUGUUUUUGUUACAUUGUGUAUGGAAUUUUACCCUAUUAUUUGAAUGCCAAAUAAAUGAUUACAAAGUGA